Molecule: messenger RNA, 1322 nt
Organism: Haliotis rubra (blacklip abalone)
Lineage: Eukaryota; Metazoa; Mollusca; Gastropoda; Lepetellida; Haliotidae
Product: 1-deoxyxylulose-5-phosphate synthase YajO-like
Exons: 9
Coding region: 108-1211 (367 amino acids)
Molecular function (GO): oxidoreductase activity
Source: RefSeq, a predicted model, not a curated record
GAACGCCGCAAUCAGCAAUGUUCCAGAUAUAUGACGGCAGCAUUUGAUAACGAUAUAAACACGAGUGUCAAACCGCUAGUGUCGUCAUAACUCGCCCUACAACGAAGAUGGCUGAAGUACCUGAGCAGAGCAAACUAUCCUACAAUUUCUUGGGCAAGUCUGGACUGAAGGUGGCCAACAUAUGUCUCGGCACGAUGACGUUUGGGGAUUCAGGGGCCAAGCGACCCGGUCAGGCCACAGAGGAGUACUCCCACCAGGUGCUUGACCGCUACGUCCAGUGGGGAGGCAACUUCCUUGACACCGCUGACGUCUAUUCGCAAGGACUAUCCGAGAAGUUCCUUGGAUCCUGGCUAGCAAAACAGUCACGUGAGCAGUUCGUUGUAGCCACAAAGGUCAGGGGUAACUCGGCGGUUGGUGUUGGACUCAGUCGACGCCAUAUUGUCAACAGCAUCGAAAGAAGUCUUGAGAGGCUUCAGACUGACUAUGUGGAUCUGUACCAGAUGCACCUCUGGGAUGAUGGAACUCCUAUUGAAGAAACACUCCGCGCAUUUGAUGACCUGGUUCGAUGUGGGAAGGUGCGCUACGUCGGUGCCAGCAACGUGGUGGGUUGGCAGCUACAGAAGAUAGCCUGUACAUCGGAGAAGCUUGGCUUGAACCCCUUUGUCAGCUUACAGCAACAGUACAGCCUGGCGUGUCGGGAGACGGAGUUCGAACCUCUCCAGGUGUGCAAGACCGAGGGAUUAGGGGUGCUGCCUUGGAGCCCUCUCAAGGGAGGCCUGCUGUCUGGGAAGUACACACGAGACUCUCCCCCGACAAGUGGGCGCCUGGGCUGGGUGAGAGAAGAUGAGAAACGAGCUAGCCAGGCCUGUCCAGGCUGGAGCGCCCUGGAGGGGAAUGAUCAGAUCUGGAACAUCAUUGAUGCACUACAGGACAUCGCGAAGACACAUGGUAAAUCCAUGGCCCAGGUGUCACUGCGCUGGCUGCUACAGAAAGAUGUUGUUCCAUCUGUCAUCAUCGGAGCCACAUCUCUGGAACAGCUGGAUGACAACCUGGGAGCUGCUAGUGGCUGGACGCUGUCAUCGGAGGAGAUGACACGACUGGACGAAGUGUCUCAACCCAGAAUACCGUAUCCAUAUGAAAUGCUUUGGAGACUCAACAAAUCUCGGCGCAACCCCUUCCAGUCAUCGUACUUCGUCUCCAACUCAGACUGAUCACAAGAAGCUGCCAAGCACAGAGCAACCAGCUGGUCUUUUACACUGGACAUCUUCUGCAUAAUUACAUUGAAAUAGUGAUAAAAUUUUCACUGAGUGAUUGCACGAGGA